AUGCGAGGCGACGAGAAGUUGCCGACAUGUUCUCGAUGCGAAAGAAGCGGCCGCUGGUGUGACCGGACAGUGCCGUUGAAGAUCCAAGGCCAGAGGAAUGUUGGUAUACGAACAGAUGACGGAAAGGGCACACAAAGCAAAGAACAGCCUUCUGUCGAGCGGUUUGCCGAACCUCGUGUGAGAUUGCAGAACGAGGAGAUCGCCCACUACUUUGCACAUUACCUCAAGACGCUGGCGCCAUGGUAUGACCUUAACGACCUUGGGCAAGCCUUUAGAAGAAUUGUGGGAAGCAGAGCUCAGCAGAGCUCCUUGCUUCUCAGUGCCGUCAUUGCAUUUGCAGCUAUACAUAAAAGUCGAACGUCUCACGCCGUUCCCAAGUCGUUAGCAGAAAGACAUCAUGCCCACUGCUUGCGGCUCCUGAUCGGAAUCACCGAGACAGCCCCGGCCAUUAGGGACGGAACAGCGUUGGCCGCGACGUGCCUCCUGCGAUCGUAUGAAAUACUAGCAGAGGAGGAAGAUCCCAAUCGCCAUCUUUUUGGGGCAUUCUCAUUGAUACCGUCCUUGUCUUGCAGUCUUCCGGAGGAACCACUGCUCAAGGCCGGUUUAUGGAAUUACCUUCGCGAAGAUAUCACCUUCUCGCUCAUCAAUGGCUGUCCCUUGAAAAUCGAGGUUGGUGCAAUAGACAUCGAGCUGCGUCGCGAUGACGACUAUGCGAACCAAAUCACGAUCUUGUUGGCCCGCGUCAUAAACAGCGCCUUUGCGGGUGGUGCGGAACUUCUUGUCGACUUACAGUCAGCUAUCAGUGCUUGGAGGUUGUCUGUACCGUUCCAGCCUUACCAUCAGUCCCACGAAGGUGCACUGCCAAAGAUCCAGAUGGUCGAGGAUUGUCACGUUGCUGCAAUACAAUAUUGGCAUGUCGCCCAGAUCCUAUUAGGUCUCAAUACCGGAAGUGAAGUGGACUUUGAAGACCACGCUCGGACCAUAUGUGGAAUGGCUUUUUCUGCCAAUAGUGACCCUGUCGUUGUAAACUCAUAUGGUCCAAUCUGCUAUAGCGCACAAUGGCUGUCGGGAGACGAAGCCCGACGGGAAGUGGUCAAUCAUCUGCUGAGCAGUCAAAAGAGGACUGGGUGGCCAGUUCAAGCCAUAAUCAAGAAGCUGAAGCAAAGUUGGGGUGGUGAAGCAGAGAGAUGA
Fonsecaea multimorphosa CBS 102226 is the source of this 1191-nucleotide messenger RNA. RefSeq lists its product as uncharacterized. The record is from RefSeq and is a predicted model, not a curated record. Gene Ontology annotation, biological process: positive regulation of transcription by RNA polymerase II. Gene Ontology annotation, cellular component: nucleus. NCBI's taxonomy places the organism in Eukaryota, Fungi, Ascomycota, Eurotiomycetes, Chaetothyriales, Herpotrichiellaceae. The coding region runs from base 1 to 1191 and encodes 396 amino acids. The transcript has 4 exons. Gene Ontology annotation, molecular function: DNA-binding transcription factor activity; transcription cis-regulatory region binding.